This is a messenger RNA of Trichoderma breve, 1692 nucleotides long. Its product is annotated as beta-lactamase superfamily domain-containing protein. The record is from RefSeq and is a predicted model, not a curated record. The coding region runs from base 1 to 1692 and encodes 563 amino acids. The transcript has 10 exons. Gene Ontology annotation, molecular function: damaged DNA binding; 5'-3' DNA exonuclease activity. Lineage: Eukaryota; Fungi; Ascomycota; Sordariomycetes; Hypocreales; Hypocreaceae. Gene Ontology annotation, biological process: double-strand break repair via nonhomologous end joining; protection from non-homologous end joining at telomere; interstrand cross-link repair.
AUGUCGACCUUCAAUGGCCUCGUCUCCGAGUUUCCAGACAUAAGAAUCGAUUUCUUCAGACACCACGUUGAUGCAUCACCACCGCUGGCGUGCUUUCUCAGCCAUGUCCACAGCGAUCAUCUUUCCGGGCUGGAAAGUCUCCGAUCUCCCUUUGUCUACUGCUCUGCAGCGACCAGGGAGAUCUUACUGCGGCUGGAGCGAUACCCCUGUCGCAUCAACUAUUCCAGGGGCAUUCUGGAGGCGCGGCAGCAGACUUACAAGCAUCUAAGUAAGGUUAUUAAACCGCUUCCACUGGAAUCUCCAACCACAAUCGAACUCCGGCCUGGAAACUGCAUUCAAGUGACGCUGUUUGAUGCGAACCACUGCCCUGGCUCUGUCAUGUUCUUGAUUGAGGGUCAGGGUAAAGCGAUACUUUAUACUGGGGACACCAUAGACACCAUAUAUCUCGACACGUCUUUCGUAGACGACAUUCCGUUCCAGACGAAAGCUGAAGGAAUUGCACAGUUACUACACAAGGUCACUAGAUAUCCAAAAGAUACAGUCUUUUACAUUCAAGCUUGGACGUAUGGCUACGAAGACGUCUGGAUUGCGCUGUCCAAAGCUCUCAAUUCUCCUAUUCACGUCGACGAUUACAAACUCCGUAUUUACAAUUCCUUGAACACUUCAUCAUCGGAGAUGCGACCUAGCUCGAGUGCUCAAUUAACUCCAAUCGCUGCUGCCCUGACCGGCUUCAUGUGUGGAAAUACGCCCCAGUCCGGCUGCCUUACCUCGGAUCACAAUGUCCGCCUCCACAGCUGUGAGAGCGGCAACAUGUGUCCGAUUGCGAAACAAUCUUCUGUCAUCCGAAUCCAACCUGUUGUUGCAUCAUUUCCUGAUGGCGGCGUUAUCCAAGAAGCUGGAAUAGGAGGAGGAGGCGAAGACUUGGAGCGCGAGAUGGAGCUCGGGAUUUCCAACCAAAGCGAUCUCGAAAUUUUCCUUAAAAUAAUAGAUGCGCUGAAGAACACGACGGCAGAAGCGCGAGGCGAAUGCGCUCGUGCUCUGACAAACGCACUGGCCAGUGGGCGCGAUUUGCAGCUCAACAUGAGUUCAUCUACUGAAGACACUCACUCAACCGACUUACAAAGAGCCAUGCUUUCUAUCAUCAAUAGUCAGCUGAUGGCAAUUCCCGCCCGUACUAAGGUCGAACGGCGCAGCGAAACAAAUCUCCCAAAUGUUAUCCGAUUUCCAUAUUCACGACAUUCGUCCUAUGCCGAGCUUUGCAAUCUAGUGAAUGUAUUUAAGCCAAAGGAUAUUUGGCCCUGCACAUUCCAUCUAGAGACUUGGCAGAAUAAUGCAAUGUCCAUCAAGUCGCUCUUUGGGAAAUAUUGCAGUGGCAGCAUUUUCGCACACGACAUGAGGAUCAACAAUCUUGUGAAAGAAAUGAAACGGCAUAUUCACGAAGAGCAAAACUCUCAGGGAGCAUCUGCACAAAAGCCACUUGAACUCUUGGCUUCUGAAGAUGACGAUGGUACAGGUGAAAAUGAGUCGCAAGAAACCAACGCAUCCUUCACUUCAGUACUUUCCACACAUCAUUCUUCUGUGAGAUGCGACGCAUAUGAUCGGAUGCUCCAAAACUACUACGGCAUUGGCUGGAAUUCAAUCGAACUUAUAUCCGUCGGCUGCAACCACAGCGUUGAAGAAACAGAGCUCUAG